This is a messenger RNA of Cephus cinctus (wheat stem sawfly), 1649 nucleotides long. RefSeq lists its product as uncharacterized. The record is from RefSeq and is a predicted model, not a curated record. NCBI's taxonomy places the organism in Eukaryota, Metazoa, Arthropoda, Insecta, Hymenoptera, Cephidae. The coding region runs from base 1088 to 1426 and encodes 112 amino acids. The transcript is spliced from 3 exons.
CUGAAUCCCAUAUUAGCAACCGUAGAUCAAUUUCAAAUAUAAAACGGCAAAGAAGUUUAUACACGAAACAAGAUCAAGAAUAAAAUAUUUAAACCCCGUCGUAACUACCAUACGAAUAGUGAGAACCUGCCAACCGGCUGAUUUUAAUAAAGGAGAAUUAAAGCAGCCUACGUGUUCCUAACUGGAAUCAUUGAGUAACUCAGAAUGAGAUCAUUCUACAGUUUUUGGACUGCAGGUGGGGAAUGAAUCUAUACGUACAUCACCAAUAUAUAUGUAUGUAUAUAUAUACCAGGUGAUUCAGCCCAAACGCACCACCUGAACAUGGUGUUAACAUAAGACUCAAAUGGACGCACUAACUUCAGGUGAUGCGUUUUUACUGAAUAACACUGUAUACCUAUAUACAUAUAUAAAUAGGUAAAUAUCUAUACACAGUCUAAAUUGUGUUACUCCUCCUUUUUACGUACACAAAUAAUAAUAAAGCAGCGCUCACACAAAAUGUAUCUCCGUAAGCAUACUAUUACUGUACUAGAUAACUAUAGUCGGGUCACAACAUCAGCGCCACUUUCAGGUGACUUCUUUACAUUGUUAUUCGUAAGAAGAUGGCCCUUUAUAGUGGAACUGAUGCCGCGGCCCGACUAUAUACGUAUAUUCACUGUGCGUGGAGAAUGGGAGAAUAGUGUUGUUAUUCUGAGAUAUAUAUACGCAUGUAUACAUAUAUGUUUGUAUCCACAAGACUCAUGGUCGUUUCUGGUGUGCCUAUGUACGUUCUCCAGUGUAUUAUAAAACUUGGAGAGAACUGGAUAGCCGGAGAGAACUGCGCACUGUUACGGCAAACAAGAACAAUCCUCUCCGUCGGCUAAAAAUUUGUUCAGAGUUUCGCACGUUAGUUAUUUCAGAGCCGUGUAGUCCCCGUGGGCUUUGUUCCUAGCGGUAACUUAUUAACGGGAAAGUGAAACGUACUUUUGAGUUAUUAUAUAGCGUACUCGGGUACCUGAGGAUCAUCCUGUAGUUUCAGAUACUGACAGCAUUACGUACGUGGUAGAUAUAGUAAACGGAGUUCGGGGGAAUAUAUGUUGGUAAUAUUUUCAUGAUGAAGAGCCUAAUAUUUGUUCUUUGUGUAACGGCAAUGAUCUUAUGUGCCGAGUCAGCGCCUAAAACAAGCUGUGUGAAAAAUACGAAUGCGUGCGUGAGGAGUGCUGAGUGCUGUACCGGUUGCUGUCAUGAAGAGAAAUGCGUCAGCUUCAGUGAAUCCUGCCUAAGUGAUCUGACGCAAUUGGGUGCUGGAGUUAAGGGUGGUCCUUGCGCCCUUUUAGAUCCUCCAUGUACUGCAGGACAUCAAUGUGUUCUUCAACCUGUUCAAUGCAUUCAGAGUCCCUGCCCUCCUAUUGCUUCCUGCGUGCCUCCUGAUUAUCAUGAUUAUGAUUGAGGUUGUUACUCUAAUGUUGGAUUAAUUAUGGAAUAUUAAUGAAGCAAUUAAUUACGCAUAAAAAUGGGAUUCUGACCAGAAGCGCCGAAUCGUACUAUAUUAGUUAUUAAGUAAUUGAUGGAUUUUUAUGUAAUUAAUAUUGUUGAUGAACAAUAAUGUCAUAAGGGCUUUGUUUCAUUGUAUCUUUUUAUUAUUAAAUACGUAAUGUAUAUGGGGAAAAUAA